This is a messenger RNA of Esox lucius (northern pike), 4290 nucleotides long. It is a transcript of the gene hdac9b, whose product is annotated as histone deacetylase 9b. The transcript is spliced from 11 exons. Gene Ontology annotation, cellular component: histone deacetylase complex. The record is from RefSeq and is a predicted model, not a curated record. Gene Ontology annotation, molecular function: histone deacetylase activity. Gene Ontology annotation, biological process: chromatin organization. Bases 483 to 2390 code for a protein of 635 amino acids. Lineage: Eukaryota; Metazoa; Chordata; Actinopteri; Esociformes; Esocidae.
AGCCUGCGCCCUCUCCGGCUUAAGCAAUACUUGCCUAGGAGAGGUUGAUGGGUAAUGAGCACACGGCUCAUCUCUGACUGGAAGGCUCAAACGCAACACAGUGCACUCACCGCUCAGACCUUAGAGAGGAAGAGAGAAGACAGACGAGAGAGAGAGAGAGAGAGAGAGAGAAAACAGAGAUAAGAGGAAAUCAGAGCAGGGUAGUAGCUCAGUGUUACAACAGUGGUUAGACCUGUCUUGUACAUCCAGUGUGUGACCGGACACUGCUGUGCAGUCCCAGGAGAGGGGAAAGCCUCAGACAGGCACUGUCUGGUGUGGUUAGCGUGCUGCAUUACAGCACAGCGAGGAGAAAAGGUAAAGAUAACUGCCUGCUCCCAGUUGCUGUACGCUGUCCCGGUCGUUCCCCCUGCUGCUGUGAGGGGUUGGCUCUUUGGUGACAGGAAGAGCAGAGCUUGCGAUGCGAACGGAGCGCUGAGUGGAGUAUGCUGCAGACGAUAUACGAGGGCGAGUCGAGUUCCUCCAACACAACAGACGACGGCCACCAGCUCUUCCUGGACCAGCACGACAUGCACAACGUUAACAACUCAGUGGACAUUAAGCCAGAAGUACCUUUGGACCCAGCGUCUCCAUUGGACCUGCGCACUGACCUGAGGAUGCUGGGACCUGGCUCUGACCCGGGUGUAUGGGAGCGCCAGCUUCAGCAGGAGCUGCUCCUCAUCCAGAAACAGCAGCAGAUCCAGAAACAGCUUCUGAUCAGCGAGUUCCAGAAGCAGCACGAGAACCUCACCCGCCAGCACCAGGCCCAGCUCCAGGAACACCUCAAGCUGCAGCAGGAGUUGCAGGCCAUGAAGCAGCAGCAGCAGGAGAUGGUGGAGAAGGAGAGGAGGCUGGAACAGCAGAGCCAGCAGGAGAAGGAGCAGGAGAGGCACCGGAGGGAACAGCAUGUCCUCGGUCUCAGCCUCAGAGGCAAAGAGCGUGCACGAGAGAGUCUCACAGGUGCGGUGGCCAGUAACGAGGUGAAGCAGAAACUCCAGGAGUUUCUGUUGAGUAAAUCCAACAAGGACCUGUCCACCGCCGGAGCCACUCACACCCUCAUCCACCACCCGAAGUUAUGGUACACGUCAUCCCACCACACACACUCUCUGGACCAGAGUUCAUCCCCGCUGGGUGGCAUGUCUCCCAACUGCCAGUACACACUCCCUUCCCCUCAGGACAGCAAGGACGACUUCCCCUUGAGGAAAACAGCGUCAGAGCCCAACCUAAAGGUGAAGUCCAGACUGAAGCAGAAGGUAGCAGAGAGGAGAAGCAGUCCCCUGUUGAAGAGGAAAGACGGCAACAUCACAACGCCCUACAAGAAGAGGGCUCUGGAAAUGAUGGACUCUAAACCCACCAGCAGUGCCCCAGGUUCGGGGCCCAGUUCUCCGAUCGGAGCCUCCAGCGCCCUGGGAGCUGAGAACGGACCCUCCUCUCUCCCCACCACCACAAAAACCGAGCGCUGGCCGUCCCAGCCCAGGUUAUUCCGUCCCGAGGGCUCCAUGUCCAACCUGCUGAGUCUGUAUACUUCUCCCUCCUUACCCAACAUCACUCUGGGCCUCUCCUCCACCUCCUCCCCGAUCAGUGCCGCCAUGGGCCUAAAGGAGAAGUCUGGGGAGGUCAGGCACGGUCUGCCAGGGCAGCUCAUCGGGCCGGUGCCCAUGCCCACGGUGACGCCAACGGAGGCCAAAGUGUCCCCCAGCCACCAGGCCCUGCUCCAGCACCUCCUCCAGAAGGAACAAAUGAGGCAGCAGAAGAUCCUGUCCUCUGGUCAAGGCUCCAUGCCUGCCCACCCCCACUCACCCCUGGCAAUGAAGGACCGGCUGUCGGCCAACAGCAGGCCCAAGCUGCCCAAGCACCGACCCCUGAACCGGACCCAGUCGGCCCCUCUGCCCCAGAGCACACUGGCCCAGCUUGUCAUCCAGCAGCAGCACCAGCACUUCCUGGAGAAGCAGAAACAGUACCAUCAGCAGAUCCACAUCAACAAGUUGCUGUCCAAGUCCAUCGAGCAGCUCCGUCAGCCCGGCUCCCUGGUCAACCCACAUCUGCAGGAGUCAGAGGAGGAAGCAGAGGAGCACAGUAGCAGGAGGACAGAGGACGAGAGGAUGGACAUUCAGGAGGACAGGCUGCCCCCUGGCGGUGUGAUUCGGAAACACACCCUGAGCUCCAGCAGCAACGUCUCUCAGGGAGAGCAGUCCUCCGUCGGUGAGGCCCGCCAUCGCCUCGGGGUCAUCAAGGUCAAAGAGGAGCCAAUUGACAGUGAGGACGAGUCCCUGUCCAAUCAGACCAUUGCGGUGGAGCAGAGCGCCUAUCUCCACCAGGUCAAAGGUCGGCUGGUGAUAAGAGCCAUGAUCUGAGGGAAUGGCAGGAGAUAUAGGAGAUCACACACUUCAACAUUCAGAGAUACACUAACACACACGCACACAGACAUGUCUGUGCCUGUGAAUUAACACAUGCACUCAUGCACACACACACAAACACAUGCACACUGAGCAGAGAUGUGAUCCUGUCUCAGUGAAGUGCCCCCCCCCCCCCCCAACCGGACUCUCUGUCUGUGAACUUUGUGAAGUGAUCUCUGGUGUAAAGUGUGUUUCAACGUGGUGUAUAUAAUACGAAGAGAGAAGACACAUUUUACUAGAAGAAUGCUCCUUCUUUUACUUCUAAGGAACUGCUUUGAUUGUUUUCCGGUUCUUCUCCAAGAGCGUAAUGUAUACCGUGAAUUUAGCGUCAUAGAAGAUACUAGAAGGGAGGGAAAGUUUAACUGUUGUACAGUAUGUGAAUGCCAUUUUAUGUUCUGAUAUUGUCACAUUUUGCCAUCAAAUCACUUCCACUUUAACAUGCUGACCUAUUCCCAUUGUUUCAUUAAAAAGGAAAGUGAAACACCCCAUUCUCCACAAAGCUGUAAUGUUCUGUGUUCUGCGGUCUGAAAAUGAAAAUAAUUGGGCAUGCUCGUGUAUGAGAAAGAAUGUAUUCUUCAACCUUAACACAGCAUCACAUCCCCCUGGGACUGACUAUAGCUCAAACUGGGACUCUAGCUCAAACUGAGACUCUAGCUCAAACUGGGACUCUAGCUCAAACUGGGACUCUAGCUCAAACUGGGACUCUAGCUCAAACUGGGCGGUUUAUUGGUGGAUCUGCCAAGGGGUACUGGAUGAAUGGAUGGAUGAAAGGAUGGAUGACUGGAGGAAGGGCUGGACUGAUUGACUGAGGGAUGGAGGGUGGAUGGAGGGUAAGAGAAAGGAAGGGAUGAAGCGAUGGAUUACCUGACGGAAGGAGGGAGAGAGUGAAGGAGGAAGGGAAAGAGUGGUGGUGGGAGACGAUUCCAUCAGAUACUUGGAUCGGAUCCCUUAGGUUCCGACCCACUAGUGGUGGGCUAUGUAGGGAAUAAGGUGCUUUGGACACUGCCAGUCUGGGAGGCCGAAGUCCUUGUUGGUCAGGGUCCUGUGUCUGGGACCUCAUCCUCCCUCCUCUCUGGGUCCAGCUUUCAGCAAAGGACUCACUGACGGGAGAGAAAGAGAGAGGGAGACAGAAAGAGAGGGUUAGAGUAGAGGGCCGGGCAGGAAAUGCCUUCUAGAAGCCAGGAGUGGGAAUGAUUCAUGUGUGCAGGAAUGUUAGGGAGAGGAGGACCCGGGGUUGUCGGAGUCCAAGGGGCCCGGCUUGAGAAUUGAUUUACAGUCAAGGCAAAUUACAAAGUGAAGUGGGGAUAUGGUUAAGGGAGCCCCCCCCCCCCCCAAUUUUUUUUUUUUAGGGAAUGGCUUCCUCUAUACUCCCAGUGACAUACUUACCUCCACACGCAGGUUUGAUGUUACUUAAAUAAUAUAUAAGUUAGGAUGGGACCCAGUUCCUUUUCUCCUGGCGGUGUGCCCCCCACCCCCUGUUUAAAGAGCCCGAUGUAACACGUUGACUCUGGUCUUAAACUGGUCAGUCUAUUGUACAGAUGUGAACCUUCUUUCCUGUUUCUUGUAGUGUCAACGUGUAAAAUGUUAGUAUGUGUUUGUGUUUCUGUGAGUGACGUGUCACACAACGAGCAUUCAGGUCAACUCAUUCUAACGUUUCCAGUGAAUGAAUGACUUACAAUCAGAACAGUUUAAGUCUUGUUCUCUUGCUCUAUGGCUCUGGUUGUAAUGGAGUCCCUUCUCUCCCAGUGGGGGGUCCAGGUAUUCUCUUCAUAGCUGUUUGCGUUUGUUCUCUUUUCUUUCUGCCUGGUGUUACAAAAGCUUUCUUUUAUAAAAUAAAGUUAAUUCCCUUACUGUGCAA